UCCCCGCCCUACCCGGGGCGGUCCGCCUCAGGGAGAGGGGCAGCUCCGUUUCAGGGACGGCGGGGACCCGCCGCCCCCUUAGGGGCCCGGGGCAGCGCCCCGGCCCCCGCCCGCCGGCGCUGCCGCUCCGGCCGAUGCGGGGAAGCAGCGCUAGCCGCCGCCCGCUCCCUCUCUCUCUUUCCCCGACCCCGGCGGGGACCCAGCGCCGCUGGCUCCGGACAGUGCCCCGCGCCCAGGGCCCGGGAAGGGCGGGCGGGGAGUGCCCGGGUGGCGGCUGUCUUCGGGCGUCCUUGUAGGAGACCCUUCCCCCUUCCAGCCCCACGCUGGAAGCUGCGACGGCGUCAGGGCUUUUGUUCCCGGUGCCCACCCCUCCCCACCCCCACUGUCGUGCCGUUCCUUGCCCGGCCCAAGUCCCGCUUGCCCAACUCGCCUCCGGCUGCUCUUUUUCCUUUAUUAUCCUCGUCGCAUCGGGAAGAUGCGCCUUCUCUCCCCGCCACCCACGGAAUCUCGCUGCGUCGGGAUUGAGCGAGGCUGAGCUCUGUGGGAGCACAGACACAAGGGAAGGAUGCCUGUGGUGUGGCCUACUCUUCUGGACCUCAGUAGGGAUGAGUGCAAGAGGAUCCUUCGCAAACUGGAACUGGAGGCCUAUGCAGGUGUCAUCAGUGCCUUACGUGCACAGGGAGACCUUACAAAAGAGAAGAAGGAUCUUCUUGGAGAACUCUCUAAAGUGCUUAGUAUUUCAACAGAGCGACAUCGUGCUGAAGUUCGGAGAGCAGUAAAUGAUGAACGACUAACAACAAUUGCACACAAUAUGUCUGGACCAAACAGCUCUUCUGAGUGGUCCAUAGAAGGUCGUCGACUGGUGCCACUGAUGCCACGACUGGUUCCACAAACAGCUUUUACUGUUACUGCCAACGCUGUUGCCAACGCAGCCAUUCAGCACAAUGCAUCUCUUCCAGUUCCUGCAGAAACUGGAAACAAAGAAGUGGUGGUUUGCUAUUCCUACACAAGUACCACUUCAACCCCAACAUCUACCCCUGUUCCAAGUGGCAGUGUAGCAACAGUGAAGUCCCCCAGACCUGCCAGUCCAGCCUCCAAUGUAGUCGUCUUGCCAAGUGGAAGUACUGUUUACGUCAAAAGUGUCAGCUGCUCAGAUGACGAUGAAAAGCCCCGCAAAAGACGGCGAACAAAUUCUUCUAGUUCUUCCCCUGUUCUCCUGAAAGAAGUCCCGAAGGCAGUGACUCCUGUCACUAAAACUAUCACAGUGCCUGUAAGUGGGAGCCCCAAAAUGAGUAAUAUAAUGCAGAGCAUUGCCAACUCCUUACCACCGCACAUGUCGCCUGUGAAAAUCACCUUCACUAAGCCCUCAACACAGACAACAAACACCACAACACAGAAGGUCAUAAUAGUAACCACCUCUCCAAGCUCAACUUUUGUACCCAACAUCCUUUCCAAGUCCCACAACUAUGCAGCAGUUACAAAACUUGUCCCAACAUCAGUCAUUGCCUCAACUACUCAAAAGCAGCCUGUGGUUAUCACUGCUUCCCAGUCCUCUGUGGGCAGCAGCAGCAGCUGCUCCACUCCCUCCUGCACUGCAAAUACUAUUGCUGUGACUGCUGUAGUGUCAUCCACACCGUCAGUGGUUAUGUCAACAGUAGCACAAGGUGUAUCUACAUCAGCAGUUAAAGUUGCCUCUACCAGACUACCUUCCCCAAAAGGUUUGGUUGGGAAUCCAACUCAGAUCUUAGCACAGUUUCCCAAACAGCAUCAGCAGUCUCCCAAACAGCAGCUGCACCAAGUCCAACAGGCCCAACAGCAGCAGCAACCGCAGCAGCAGCAGCUGGUGCCGUGUUCUGUAGCCCAGCAGCAGCCACAGCAAUCUCAGCUGCCAGCUGGCAUCAAGCCCACCAUUCAGAUCAAGCAGGAAUCAGGUGUUAAAAUAAUCACUCAACAGGUGCAGCCCAGUAAAAUCCUUCCCAAACCAGUUACAGCGACCUUGCCCAGCAGUAGCAAUUCACCCAUUAUGGUGGUUAGCAGUAAUGGGACUAUCAUGACAACUAAACUGGUCACUACUCCCACUGGAACUCAAGCAACAUAUACACGGCCAACGGUGAGCCCAUCUCUGGGAGCUCGGAUGGCUGGAACUCCAGGGGCUGCUACUUACGUGAAAACUACAAGUGGUAGCAUCAUUACCGUAGUACCAAAAUCACUGGCUACUCUAGGAGGAAAGAUCAUCAGCAGUAAUAUUGUUUCUGGAACUACGACCAAAAUCACUACAAUUCCAAUGACAUCAAAACCCAAUGUGAUUGUUGUGCAAAAAACUACUGGAAAAGGAACGACAAUUCAAGGGCUUCCUGGCAAAAAUGUUGUCACGACACUGUUGAAUGCUGGGGGGGAGAAAACUAUUCAGGCAGUGCCAGCAGGAGCAAAACCUGCUAUCAUCACUGCCACAAGACCCAUCACAAAAAUGAUUGUUACACAGCCAAAAGGAAUAGGGUCCACGGUCCAGCCAGCCACCAAAAUCAUCCCAACUAAAAUUGUUUAUGGUCAACAAGGGAAAACACAGGUCCUCAUAAAACCAAAGCCAGUGACAUUUCAAGCAACAGUUGUGAGUGAACAAACCAGACAGCUGGUCACUGAAACGUUACAGCAGGCUUCAAGGGUAGCAGAGACAGGAAACUCAUCUCUCCCAGAAGUGAAAGAAGAACCACAAACCUACACUGACAGUAGUUCUUCUUCUACAGAGUCUUCCCAGAGCUCUCAAGGUCUGUGUUGGUGUCACAUAAUGUAUGAGUGGACUGUCUUCCAAGCAUGCCAGCUUGCUCCAGAGAGCUCCGUGUCUCCUUUUUGCACAGAUUCUCAGCCUGUAGUCCAUGUGAUUGCUUCAAGAAGUCAAGAUUGGUCAGAACAUGAAAUUCCUGUGGACACAAACCCUACAAUAAUUUACCAGGACGUAUCCAGCGAAUCUCAGUCAGCUACUUCCACAAUAAAAGCUUUGCUGGAACUUCAGCAGACAACAGUAGUGAAGGAAAAGUUGGAAUCAAAGCCAAGGCAGCCUACCAUUGACUUGAGCCAAAUGGCUGUUCCAAUCCAGAUGACUCAAGAAAAGAGGCAUUCUCCAGAAAGUCCUUCAAUUGCUGUUGUAGAGUCAGAACUAGUGGCUGAAUAUAUCACAACUGACUCAGGAAGACAACACUGUAUUGGGUCACAUUCGGAAGAAUAUCUACACAACCAUAUAGUCAGUCAUCGGUCCCAGCCCCACCAGUCAUCUCAGCCCCAGAGGACUCUGGUGCAGCACGUGGCUCAGUCACAGACAGCAACGCAGACUUCUGUUGUGGUGAAAUCUAUUCCUGCAUCCUCCACUGGCGCCAUUACCCAUAUCAUGCAGCAGGCCUUAAGCAGUCACACUGCAUUUACCAAACACAGUGAACAACUUGGAACUGAGGAGGGAGAAGUGGAAGAGAUGGACACCUUAGAUCCUCAGACUGGCCUGUUUUACAGAUCUGCCCUGACGCAAUCGCAGGCACAAAAGCAGCAGAAACUGAGUCAGCCGCAGCUGGAACAGACUCAACUGCAAGUGAAAACUCUGCAGUGUUUCCAGACUAAGCAGAAGCAGACAAUCCACCUGCAGGCUGAUCAAAUCCAGCACAAACUCCCACAAAUGCCCCAACUUUCCAUAAGGCAUCAAAAGCUAACCCCCCUGCAGCAAGAGCAAGCACAGACCAAACCAGAUGCACAGCACCCCCCACAUCAUAUGAUGGCCAAAGAAAGGCAACUCCCUACCUUAGUGGCACAGCCACAGCAAACUGUAGUACAGGUGCUUGCAGUAAAAACCACGCAGCAGCUGCCCAAACUGCAACAGGCACCAACGGCACAAAAAAUCUACGUGCAACCCCAGCCCCCCCAGAGUCAAAUGCAGCUACCUGCCUCUUCAGAGAAACAGCCAGCAAGCCAGGCACCCACGGAGACAUCAGUAGCAGAUAUGUUGAGAGUGUCUAUGGUGGAAGCUCAGAUUGAUGCAAACAUAGAGCACACGAUAGUGGAUCCCCCAAACAAGGCCACGUCCACUAGUAAAGCUGCUAGUGAAGCAGAGUCGUCACCUUGUACCCAGGGCCCGAGGGUGGCUGCAGUAGGGAUGACGGCACCUUCCAUCCCCCAGCAACAGACACACACAGAAUCCAGCUCAAGUCCUCCUGCUGUUGGUCCUACUUUAACAGAGAGGAAACUCGAUGCACAAGGAAUACCUACAACAAACCAGUUCAUACACAUUCAGAAUAUAUCACAAAAGAAAGCUGAAGAGAGCUCAUCAGAAAUUGUUGUCCAGACUAUCCCUCACUAUCCCAUCCCUUGUCACUCCAGCUCCAAUGUGGUGGUGGAACCCAGCGGACUCCUGGAGCUCAACAACUUCACCAGUCAGCGCCUCGAUGAUGAGGAGACAGCAAUGGAGCAAGAUGUGGACAGUAGCACUGAGGAUGGCACUGAGCCCAGCCCCUCUCAAAGUUCUGUUGAACAAUCCUAAGGAAUAGAGACACUGGAGUGUACUUUAAAAUACCUUGGGAUUUUGAGCAUCCAAGAUGCCCUUCUAUUGUGAUGUCUUAGAGCACUUUGCCUAUUAGAAUUGUUCAUUGGACUCUUGAAGCCUCAGUAGGUUUUAACAAGACAGUAUUGCAAAAGCUGAAUCUUAAAAAUUGUUUUGGAAAAAAAGAAGAUGCAGGUACCAAUAUUUAGUAAACCUGUGACAGUGGAAUGUACUCCUGUUCAAAAACAAAUCUGUAAUGAAUUCUACAGCUUGUGCUGUUGAAGCCCUUGCCCAGAUACUGAAACAUCUUUAAGUGAAAAGAGAUCAUUAUUUUCCUGUGUCUUUUUAGCUGUUGAGCAAAACACCAUUAAAAAAGAAAACAUUUAAUAAAUAUUUUUCUUUUCAAAUAGCAUGUGAGAGAAAAAAUGUGUCUGACAGUGCUGGAAAAGCCCCAGGAAUUUUGGAAUGGGUUGGCUUUCUUGCAUUCCUGCUCACUUAAAAAUUUUUUUCAGAAGCUUAAAAUAUUUUUUUUUUUUUAAUUCUUACUGGUGAAUGUUUGGAAAUAAGCAAAACCGCUAACUGGUAGCAAAGUGGAUUUGCUAGUGGAGUUUUGUUUUCAUGCUUUGCAAGAAGUAGGGUCAUAGUAGAUGAGGCAUUUCUUUCUGCCAUAAGCAUACAAAAUGCUCAUCUACUCUAGUUAACCUCUGAUUAUUUAUUUAAAUACGAAAUUUAAAGUGAGGCAAGUUGUUGGAAAAAGUUCCUGUGAAACAGGCAGUUGUAUUAAUUCUAGUACAAACCAGGGAGAAGGAAGUACAUUUUGCUACUAAUCAGUUUUUCAAAAUUUUGGAUAAAUAGUUCAACAUCUUUCCAAGUUGAACUUGAGAAUUUAGAAGUGAGCUAAGAGUUCUGAAAAUCUGUAUUUUACUCUUACAUGCUGUUUUUAAAAUUGACCAUUUGGGGAGUUUAAAAGCUUAAAUGGGUAUACAAUGGUGGGUUUCCAAAUAUAGCCUUAUGCCUUGGCUUGUUGAAGCAAUACAUUGGGGUUUUGUGGUAGUUACAAGUCACAGAGAGCGGUUUGGGUUCAGAUGGGACAAGAGAACCAGUUUUAAUACAUUCUGGUAAUUGAGACAAUACUUUUUUUUUCAAAAUGUAUAUAAAACCAUGUUUUUAACUGUUUUGUAUAGAUUUCAUUAUAAAUAACUAAGCAUUUUAUGACUUUGACAUCAUUUAAUUGUAUAUAAAUGUAUAAGCCUAACUGCCCACAUUUUGGUGCUGAAGUACUGUAAGUAGGUUUCAUCCAAAAUCUAAUACAGUUUUUUGAGUCAGUC
This is a messenger RNA of Pyrgilauda ruficollis (rufous-necked snowfinch), 5847 nucleotides long. It is a transcript of the gene EMSY, whose product is annotated as EMSY transcriptional repressor, BRCA2 interacting. Bases 566 to 4519 code for a protein of 1317 amino acids. The record is from RefSeq and is a predicted model, not a curated record. The transcript has 21 exons. Gene Ontology annotation, biological process: regulation of DNA-templated transcription. Gene Ontology annotation, cellular component: nucleoplasm. Lineage: Eukaryota; Metazoa; Chordata; Aves; Passeriformes; Passeridae.